Trichoderma harzianum CBS 226.95 is the source of this 456-nucleotide messenger RNA. RefSeq lists its product as hypothetical. The record is from RefSeq and is a predicted model, not a curated record. The transcript has 2 exons. Lineage: Eukaryota; Fungi; Ascomycota; Sordariomycetes; Hypocreales; Hypocreaceae. The coding region runs from base 175 to 456 and encodes 93 amino acids.
ACAAAGUUUAUUGACAUCUUAUAAAUAAUGCCAUUGCCCUAGAAUUGCUCUCUGCUUCUUUUUUAAAAUAAGAAACCACUUUCCGAAACCUCCAAACGCAGCUUUAUUCUACUGCUCUCCUCGCCAUAUCCUAACUCUUUUGCUUCUUUCAUUUAUCCAACUUUAUGUCCCACGAUGGACAUGGUUCAAAAUCCAACUCUCGAACAAUCUAUGUACGCCAUGCUCAAGGGUAUGCGACAGAUUGACCACGAUAUCAACCACCUGAGAAACCGCCUCGCUUACAUCGAGUGGCGCAAAAACACGCUUACGAGUGCGUACGAGACAAUAUCUGACAAGUGGGAGCAAGAAACGAUGGAGUAUGAGCAAUAUUUGCUGCAGACACGGGAGUUCACGGCCGUGGUUGAGCAACGUAUUGUUGAGUAUGGCUCCCCAUAUGUCGAUCACUCUGCGAUGUAA